AUGUCUACCUCACCCUCCAAUCCCGCACCGAUGUCGGUGCCGCACCUCGUGCUUCGCGUCAACGACCACUCCAAGUCGCUCUCGCCUCCCGACGGCCGCGAGGUCCGUGAGACACGCGAAUCCCGUGACACCCCCACCCGAAUCCCCACGCCUUCGGGGGCGUCGGAUCACGCUACGUCCCCGUCGUCGCACCGCGGCGGCCACAGCCAGCGGGAUAGCGUUUCUCAUUCGCCGGUCAACACCAUGAACAACUCGAACGGAAGUCCUUUGAAGCGCGAGACGCCGCCUGGCGACGAGGAGAUUGACGAGCUUCGUGACGACGAGGCAGGUGCCGCUUCGUCUACGCCAACCGCCCAUGCCCCACCCCCUCCGCAGCCGCAGCAGCAGCCGCCCGCCCCUCCAGCCGCCCGCCCCUCCUGCGGCGCGCCCCGUUCCCGCGCCUCAACCCUCUCCGGCUGUGCCGAGCCCCAAGCCUGCGGGAUCGUCCGGAUCGAAGAGCCGCAAGAGUUCGUGCGACUUGUGUCAUCAUCGCAAGAUCAAGAGGAGACAGAGGCGAACAACCCGCACAACGCCGCCCGUCGCGCCGCAGCGGCGGCCGCACAGGCCCAAGCCAAGGCGGCUGCGGCGGCCGCGAACAACCACCACCACCACCUCGACGGACCGUCGCCCAUGCGCAACGUUUCCAACGGUGGCUCUCCCGCGUGGAUGUCGAGCGCAUCUCGCAAGUCGACGGGACUGAACGGAAGCCGUCCCGCUUCCGCGGCCGGAAGUAGCCACGCGGACCGGAAACGCCGUCUCGACCGCGAGCGGAUCGUUAACGGUUACGGAUCCAGCAGCGACGAGGAGGCCAACGGUGACGUCAGCAUGACUGGAGGUCACGGAUCGCGCAGCGGCAGCCAUAAGCCUUCUCAGCGCACUGUCGACAACGAGCUCGCCGACUUGGUGGACGGUAAUGCGGGAGGCAACGACGAUGAGGUUGACGAGCUGGAGAGCGGCGAUGAGGGCGCUGCCGCCAAGGAUCCGAGGGGUAAGAAGCGCGACGCCUCUGUCGACGACGAGCUCUCCGGCGAGCUCCUCGAGCUUGCCUCUGCUCCCCCCAAGAAGAAGAAGGUCCGCCCAGUUCCCGGCCUUGACCUCACUCGCACUCAGAGCGGCUCACGUCCCCGACCAGUGGCUCGCAACAGUCUGCCCUCCGGCAUGCCCGCUGCGCAGGGCGCCGCUGGUGCUAGCGCCUAUGUCGGUGGUCGUUACGACUCGUACAGCAUGCCGCUUGUCACGCUCAUGGCCUCGCUUCCGUCGUCGGAGACUCAGAACAUCCUCUUCAACACGUUCUUCAACGACCCCUUCCUGACCGAGGGCAUCUCGCUGCUCCAGCCCCAGUUCUUUGAGGACUUCCGCGCCCUCAUGGAGCGCCGUCAUACCUCCAAGCUCCGCGAGGGUGAUGCUACGACGCUUGCCAACGCCUUUGCGUUCCUCGCAGUGGCUCUUCGUGUGCUCCCCGAGGAGACCGGCAAGCUUUUACUCGCCUCCGGUUCGUCGGCUGCCCAGAACGCGCCCCGUUCGGCCAGCAGGAUCAUCGCCGGUCAGCCUGCGUCGUCGGCUGACCCUACGCCCCUUGACCAGCGCUACUUUGAGCUCGCGCUCCUCGCCGCCCAGGUCGCUGAGCAGCGGGAUACGCCGUCGGUCAUGUACGUGGUGCACAAGCUCGUCUUGUUCCGUUACGCCACCCUCGGUUUCCGCAAGGACAAGCUUGUUCUGGCCAGCGGCUGGCUGGCUCAGGCUAUCAAGACCGCUCAGGCCCUUGGUAUGAGCAAGGAGUGGGAGGGCAUCCCGCAGGGCGAGCGCGAGCUCCGCCGCCGUGUCAUGUGGUCCCUUUACGUUGCCGAUCGCCAGUUCUCCUUUGACACGGCCUUCCCGUACACGAUCCUCGACGCUCACCAGGGCAUCCACCUCCCCUCUCCGAUCUCUGAGACGGAUCUCUACCAGCUCCCGCAGGAUGCUCGCACCCUUCCCCCGCACUCGACCGAGGCUGGACCCACGGUCGCCACCGCCCUGUUCAUCCACACGCAUCUGGAUCGCCGCAUCACCCCGAUCCUCGAUUCGUUCGCGACUGUCGGCCCCGCUGGUACGCCCCACGACCUCGUGCUGCGCUUUGACGCCUCGCUCGAUGCGUUCCAGGACGCGCUUCCGCCCUACCUGCGCCUGUUCCCGCUCACCGACACGCGCUACGACAGCGCCAACCCGUACCUUGCGCCGCACCGUGUGCGCCUGCACUCGACGCUGCUCGCGUACCGCCUCGGCGUGCACCGCGCGCACCUCGUGACGUACCUGUCGCCCGUUGGCUCCCCCGGCGUUCGUGCGGUCAUUGCGCAGGUUUGCCUGGCCUCGCUGCGCUGCCAGAAGAGCGCCAAGAUGCUCGACGCCAAGCUCUCGCCCCGCCUGUUCAACCCCGCCACUGUCUUCGAGGCUGCCGCCACCCUCGCUCUGAUCAUGUACGUCGAGCGUGCUGUCGCCGGCCCGAGCAGCCAGCAGUCCAUCGCCAUGUCGACCGAGUACCUUGCCAUGCGCGCUGGGGUCGCGGAUGGAAGCGAACUUCUCGACAGCGUCAGUGCGCUGUCCGACGGCGCGCAGUUUGCCCGCCAGGCUGUCCGCGUCCUGCGCGACCUCGUCGCUAAGGUUGACGUUGGCCCCAAGGAGAAGCCGGCCGUCGCUGCUGGAUCGCCCCACCCCAACGGCAAGCUCUCGCCCCAGCUCGCCAACGGUAACUCCUCUGCCUCGCCGCAGCGCGAGCAGACCUCGGAGUUGCGUGACCGAGAGGACCGCGAGCGCUCUGAGCGCAGCGGCGACCGCGAGCGCACUCCCAGCUCGAACCCCUACAUCCCUGCUGUCAACGCCUGGCUCGACACCUGGAAGGCGUCGAGCACGCACGAUGCCAUCAACCUCGACUACCUGCUCAAGGAGGCCGACUGGGCCUCGUGGGAGAAGGUUCUCGCUGGCAUGUAA
Messenger RNA from Trichosporon asahii var. asahii CBS 2479, 3003 nucleotides. RefSeq lists its product as uncharacterized. NCBI's taxonomy places the organism in Eukaryota, Fungi, Basidiomycota, Tremellomycetes, Trichosporonales, Trichosporonaceae. Gene Ontology annotation, molecular function: zinc ion binding; DNA binding. The transcript is spliced from 2 exons. The coding region runs from base 1 to 3003 and encodes 1000 amino acids. Gene Ontology annotation, biological process: DNA-templated transcription. The record is from RefSeq and is a predicted model, not a curated record.